UUCUCUCUCCCUUGCGUACCUAUAGGCUAUACGCAUCAGCGGUAGCGUAAGGUAUAGAUAUACUUGCAUAUACAGUAGAUAGGUAUAUUAGUGUAGUGUAGUGACGGCGCUGCUGCCGCUGCGCGAGUUAAGCAUAUACAGUCCGACGUAGUGUGUAGAGGAGUACAGUCGGCUACUGCAGCAGAAGAAUACAGCGGGGGAAAAAAAGAGGAGAAGAAGACAGGAGAAUGGCGACGGCGGGACAGAGUAGACGACGUCGUCGCUAGAAUUUUUCCGGUGUAGACUUUUUUCUCCGCUCACCAGUGUGUUUGUGCAUACAGUGUACCUGUUGUUCCGAGGCGGAGCUGCAGUUAAUGCGAGAGAGAAAAAUUCGAAAGCCUAGCGCCGCCGCGGGAGUCUUAUCGCCACGCGCAUUUUCGUCACACACACACACACACACACCGAUAGAGAGUACCUGAUACACCUAUAUAGUGCUCCUAUAGAAGGAGAGUGGGAAAGAGAUGGAGAUUGUUGUGCUGCCUGCGAGGAGAUAAUCCGAUCCCGUCGACGUCGUCGUCGUCGUCGUCGAGCGGAUAGUUUUCAAUUCGGAGUUGAGCAUUAAACGCAUAAAUAGCUGCUCCGUUCUUUAGACAGCUUGUGUGUACCAGUGGAAGUGGGCAAAGAUUUUCGAAGCCGUGUACCGAGUGCAUGGAAAUCGACUGGACUGAACACCCGCGGAUUACUUGCUGGUCCUGAGUGAAUCGAGACUGGGAGUGAAGUACUCCUGACCUCUGGUACUGAGCAGGCUAACUUUUGGAGAGAUUUUCUGUCAGCGGAAGCUGCCUUGUAAAGGUUGAAGCUGGAUACGCUGUAGAGAGCAAUUUUGAAGCAGAAUCUGCGAGUGCUCCGGAAUAUUGUGCAGAAGAGUUGGCUCAGAUCCUGGAAUGAAUAGAAUUUUCAUUCAGAAGAUGGACGCUUGAGUGGCUGGAAGUAAGCUCGUUUGCUCUUGACGAUUCUUGAUCGUGAAAUGAUUGCUCGAGCGAGUCAAUUUUAUUGAGACAAAGGUUUCUGAACUGAAUUUUACUCUGUGCCAAAAGCAUUUCUACUACUGCAUCUUGAGAUAGUUAUUUAAUAUUCAAUUAUGUCUUUCAAGCAUCAGCAGCCAAUGAUCAACAAAGAAUUUGAUUCCUGUAAAUAGAAAAUUAUCUGAGCCUCAGAUAAAUUUUAAUGACUGCAAGUUACUUUGGUCAUUUUUAACUAAGUAUCUGGAUUGAUUUCAAUUAAAAAAAUAAAAGAUCAUAAAGUUUCUGUGAGAACAAUUCCAUAUAAGGAGAUGAUAUACUUUCAAGUAUCGAGGAAGUCUUGAGUAGUAUACGAAUAAGUAACUAAAUAAAAUUAUUAAAUCUCGAAGCUAAACUCAUGAACUGUUUUACAAACAAAAUAGUAAUAUAUAAUGUUAGAAAGAAUAUUGGAGUUCGGCUAAAGAUUGUUUAUCAAGAAAUGAAUGCACUGCUUAAUUUACCAGAAAUAAUAUAAAGCCGAAAACCAUAUUCUUCUGUGAGAUUUUUAAGAGUAUUAAUUAAAGAAUAAGGUUUUAUCGACUUGAAAAAGAGGAUGGCAUUUCGUAUAACUUUGGAGUGCGGCGACCAGUCUAGCUUGCGCACUAAAAAGACUCCAGAGGGUUACACUCAUGACUGGGAAGUCUUUGUCAAAGGUGUUGACAAUGCUGCCAUACAUCACUACAUUGAAAAAGUGGUGUUCAACCUUCAUGAAACUUUUCCAAGACCAAAGCGGGUCAUUAAGGAACCACCAUACACUCUUAAAGAAUCUGGAUAUGCUGGAUUUGACAUACCAAUCCAUAUCUAUUUAAAGAAUAAAAAUGAACCAAAAAAGUUGGAGAUUAUGUACAACUUGAUAUUGGAAACAACUGUUCCAACUGUAAAUCACGUUGUACAACAUAAUGAAAUAAUUGUCAAUCCCUCAGAUGAAUUUAGAAAAAAAUUACUAAAAGGGGGAGCUACUCCAAUAACAAAUAUUGAAACUGCAUCGGAAAAGAGUGAAGUCAAAACAUUACCAAUGGUGGGCAAACCCAAACUCAGUGGUAAUGAUGGAAAAAAGCAUCGGAUUUCAGAGCCAAAGAUCUCUACUCCUUUCAUGGACUUAUUCGGUGAUCCCAUAAAAGCUUCAAAACUGUCCGUUGAUAAUAAAAAAACGUCCGAGAAGUCGUCCAGCAACAAAUCUCUAACAGUCCCAGAAAAGUCAGAUAAAGUUGAAAAAUAUACAAAGAUUAAGCAUAGUCCUCACAAAGAUGGCAAAAAGGAAAAAUCGUCCGAGGAGAGGAAAGAAAAGCGAGACAAAGAAAAAGACGCUUCGAAAGAUAAGGAGAAAAUCAAAGAGAAAUCGAAAAGAUCUUCGAGUCCCAACAAUAACAAGCCGAGUCACUUAAGUUCGGAUAUCAAGAGAACGUCAUCACCAUCACCGAUGAAAAAACCAACGACACCUCCACCAAAGCGGCCAUCAUCGCCUUCUUUAAGGCCAAAGGAAAAAGAUUCCAAGAAGAUAGACCCAGAGAAAGAGAAGACAAAGGAAAGCUCAAAGAGCAACCCUGACGAAGUCAAAAGUGAAAAAAAUGAGAAGGAGAGCAAGAGCGAGCGAAAAAAGGACAAAAAGAAACACAAAGAGGACCGCGAAAAGGAAAAGAAAGAAAAACACAAGGACAAAGACCGAGAAAAAAGUAGAGAUAAGGAGAGCUCUAAGAGCUCUGAGAAGAAGACUGAAAAGUCUGAGAAAGUUGAUAAGGAAAAGUUGCAGGAACCUAAACCUGCAAAGGAAGAGAGAAAAUCGCCAAAACCUAUUAAAGAAAUCGAAAAAAUUAAGGAGGACAAGGUCACAAAGUCAGAGAAGACGGAGAAGAGCGAGAAAUCUGAGAAAAAGGAGUCGAAGAGUGACAAAUCCGAAAAGUCGGAGAAGUCCAAGCACAAACACAAAAAACGAGACAAGAAGGACAAGCGAGAUGGCAGUAAGGAGAGAGAAAAAAAGGAGAAACGCGAGAAAUCAAAAAGUUCCAGUGAAAAGCAGACUGAAAUCACAAAUCAAACUUCGACUACUACAGUGCCAACGACUCGUGUCCCGGAGGUACAUGAUAGAGACAGCAGCGACUCUGUCGCGUCAGGUGACGAGGAUUCCAUUAGCGAUACCAGGAAUAUUGUUUCCAAGAAAGAGCCGCUACCUCCAGCUUCUCAACCAGAGGUACUGCGGACGAUGUCUCCACCGCCACCACCGGUCAGCGAUGUGAAAAAGGACAAGAGUGAGAAAAAACGCGAUCGAUCGAAAAGCAGCAGGGAAGACAGGGAGGGCAAGAAGAAGAAGAGGAAAAGCGAAAGCAAAGGUCUCGGCGACGACGAGGCUGCUGUAAAGAAGAGCAAAGACCGCGACCACUCAAAUUCACCUCUGGUCGAGCCAGUAUCCUCGAGUCAAUCACCUAUCGCAACUAAUCUGGAUUCGGUGCACUCGAACAAGUUGAAGCGCGAGCCAGACGAACAAAUGGUGGUCGAACAGGCGGCCGGUGACAGCGAGCAGGUUGCACCUGACUCUACCAACAGUACUCUGGUUGACACGGAAGAACCACUGGUCUUCUCCGAAGAUUACGUAUCUCAACUAAAAGACCUCCAGCAGAAAAUCAUGACUCUGCAGGAUAAUAAGGAACUGCAGAGGGUCGUGCAGGUGAUCGCAGAGACGGGACAGUAUGAGAUUACUAAAAAGACCUUCGACUUUGACCUCUGCGCGCUCGACAGACGGACAGUGCAGCGACUGCAGCAGUUUUUUGCUUCGUGACCGUCUAUUGGUUAAAUUUUUUGGUAAUUAAAAGAAAGUGUAACGAGGUUCUCACGAUUACUUUAAAGGCUUUGCAAACAAAUUUAAUAGAAUUUAUACAGUACUUAAAGCAAUUAAUUUGAAUGUAGCAUGGAUUACAUUAUAACUCUUGUUCUAAUAUACGGUUGAUUCUAUUAAUUGAGUAAACCAUAAAAUAAUUAAUAUCUCAAGGAAUUCAAUCCGUACUAUCUUGUUGUUUAAUAAUGUGCUAAGGUGAACAGGCUACUGAUUUUUUGCAAAGCCAACGAGUACUCCGUAAGGCAUACAUUUGUACAUAAAUUUUAAUCGUAAUCAAGCCGCUUAAGUUUGUUAUGAUGGAGAUUCAAGAGUCGCUUUAAUCGUCUACACUGAUAAAAAAAAUUAUACGUAAUUUGUAUCUAAAUUAUAUGUGACUAUGUUGGUGCUUUUUACGCAUUUUUGUUACCAUUUGAUUAUUUUAUAUCAAGUGUCACUAUACUGCUUUGUUAUUUUAAACUUUUUAUUAAUAAUUGCAUAAUAUCAAUCUCUUACUUUUUAUAUUUUUUUUUUAACUGUAAAACUAGUUAAAUUAAAACUAUGAAAUACGAGCUAUUUUAGUACAAAAAUAUCAUCAACUAGUAUUAUGGUAAAAUCACAGAUUGUAAAUUGGAUGAAUUGAAGGAUCGCAUGUUCUAACGUUGUGCUUGUAGAUUUAUUGUUGUAUAAGAUAAACUGAAACAUGAGCUUAUGAAAUUGCUACCAAUAAUUUUUUUGUAACUUUCAUUCAUUGCAAAAGUCAGUUUAUUACUGUAUAUACCAAACAAUACUUGUAUAUAUUAUCACAUAUAAUUUAAUGAACUUUACAAAGUUGCGUAUAAUUUAAUCUAAACAAUAUUUUAAAUUUAAUAUGAGGAUCAGACAAUUCAAGUGUACGACGGUGAUAUCAAAAUUUCUCCUUACACAAUGUUUUUGACAACUAACAAAUGAGUUUAGCUUACAUCACACAAUUCAUGUGUAUAAAUAUUGUUUAUUCUUAAAAAAAAAUUAAAUUAAGUCGUUUAAGUAAUAAGUGAUUUAUUUAAAACAAAUAAAAGUUUGCUAAAUAUGUUCAGGUAUAUUAGCUAUUUGAAAAAAAAAGUUUUGGACAAUCGUAAAAAUGAACUAAUAUGAAAAAAUUCUUUUUUAUUUUAAUGCACUGAUCAAGACAAUUGUCUUUUUAAUUUAUAAUACAGGGUCGUUUAUUUUUCGAUAUUUUUUUUUGCUGCUGCAAAAAAGAAAAUGUCAUAUGUCAGUCUUCGUAACUAUAAUAAUUGCAUACGAAAGAAAAACAAUAAUAAUAGUCGUGUGCAUUUACAAAUUAAUAAAAUGACAAAAGCUGCCUUACGAUUUGAAAAUAUGCGACGAGUAUUAUAUGAAAAUUAAAUAUUAAAAAGGAAAAGAAUUUUUUUAUAAAGAUUAAUUAUGUACGCAUGACGCCGCCGGGCACUGAGCACAAGGGGGCCAGAGAAACUAAAAAAUUUUCAAAACGGCCAUGACGCAUAAAUUGUAAAUGUUAAACAAAUACAUUGGGAAGCGCUCCAUUCGUUUCUUGAUACGAUUAGCUAUUAUUUCACGUUGAACUCAACUAACGAGUAACUGAUAGAUUGAUAAUUUCAUUACUGAUGGCCAACAUGGCAGCGAUUGACAAUGACUUUUAAAGAAACGAAUUAUCAACGAAACCAUGGGUGGGAAAUGGUGCAGCUGGCGUAGGGAUAUUCCAUGUGAUGCAAUUGCACAAGGGAAACAUAUACUCUGUAUAUAUUAAUAACUGUGUCUUGGUGUUAUGAAAUAUACUUUAUAAGGAGUAGUUCAACGUAAAUUACUGGCAGGUGGUUAUGUGCGAUUGGCCCUAAACGUAACGUUAGUAGUGCAGUGCUUGGCAUUUUUAUUGACGAAAGAAAAUAUUUUUUUCGAUUUUCAAUAACUAUUCAAUAACCAAAUAAUCAAAACGUACAAUCUAAACGAAUUGUAUAUUCUUCUAUGAAAUUACUGUUAAAGCAAGCACUGGCCAAACUUUACGUUCAUUAGAUUGCCUAUUAAAUAACAAUGAAUUAUCGAAUACAAUUUAGGUCCAAUGGUCAAAAAAAAUGUUCAGACGCGCGUACAUCAUGAACUACAUCACUAAUUAAGUAAAUAUAAUAUAAAAUUUAAUUAGUCAAUUCAAAUCCACGCAUUGAUGCGUUGUACAGAGAUUUCUUAUGAAUCGAUAGAUUAUAUAAUUUAGGAAAAUUAAAUUACUCAAAUAUAAAUAUGCCGGAAAAAACUGUGUAUGAAAUAAGUUACAAAGGAUUUAAAAAAAAAGAAUUAAAUUAACGUACAUUAAGACGCACUAGUGUAUAAAGAAUCUUAUGUAAUUUAUAUACAUACAUUGGAUAUUUUCGCGGAUACUGACUGCAAUAUCACGAUCAAACAAUCUAUGAACAUUUUUUUUGUACAAAAUAAAUUUUAUCUUGUACUGAAUAUAAAUAUUUAUGUAAAUUACGUCGCAUCGCAAUUUUUAUAAUGCGGCACCGAGCAAAAUUAGAAUGUAUUACGAUAAAAUAAUGAAGAAAGAUGCUCAUGUGCCAAAUGAUACAAGAAAGCAUUAAACCUCCGUUGAAAAUCUUAAGAAUUCGAAGCUGAAAAAUAUGAUAUAAUUUUUUAUGGCAAUUAUUAUUACUAUCAUUAUACUAUCCAAUGUAUAUCAGUUUUUUGGUGUAAGAUGAAUUUAAAUUGUUAUAUUUUUAUCGAGCUUAAAAUUAUUACGCAAUAGAUUAAAUUUAUCUAAGCUUCGUUAAAAAAAUUUUUUGUUUUGCGAAAGUAAAAUACAACUAUAAAAUGUGUGUAUGAAGUUAAUUAUUACAAUAACUAUUUUUGAAUUUGGCAAAUAUAUUGUUUUUUUCUUAUGCAAAGCUUUAAUAAUAUUUCAGGAGUUUGAUUUCAAAAAGAAAAUUGUAAUUAACAGUCUUUCUUAAUUAGCAACUAUAAUAGCGCAAAAGUGUACGUGUCAAGAAUACAAUAUUCCUCGCUAACUUUUGCAUUUUUAUAACUGAUACAAAAGACUUUGUAAUUUCUCUUACCUAAAUUUAAUGACGUUCAAGCGAGACAAAAACCUUUGAUUUUAAGUUAUAAGCAAGCUAUGUAAUUAUAUCUGCAUGCAUACCUCCAAAAUUAAAGUGAACAAGGUUACCGAUAAGAGAAUUGUUUGACGUAAAUCAGCGUCGCAAAAAAUUACCAAGUUAGCUGUUGGUAUACUUUGAAAAUUGUGUACUAUUGUGAAUUCUAAAUUUAACGCUAAUGUCGACGCUUGCUGUAUGUGUAAUAUGUCAUCGAGUUUUAAGACUUUUAGCGGAGAUUCUUUAAACAGAAUUGAACUCUGUAAGUCGUUUCAGAGAAUAACGAUCUCCCAAAGAAUUGCUCAUCGUUGCGUCGGAAAGAAACGAAGAAAGUAUAAUUUUUUCUCUCUUCGUAUCUACUUCUUAUAUGAAAAAAGAUAAAUAUAUAUUUCUUCUGUACAUAUGCCGUAAAAAGUACACGUGCACGUGCGCAAAGGGAAAAGAGAAGUUAGCCAUCAAUUUUGUGAAACAUACCUAUACACGUGACAAAGAACUCUCCAGAAUAUUUUUAACAGAUUAAAUUUUACGAUAUUUUUUUCAUAGAAUAAUUUAAGUUUUCUUUCGGAUUUUUAGUAUCAUAAGACAAAUAGCUGUGCAAAACGAACAACAAAUGUGACGUUUUCAAAGACUCUUGACUCGUUGCGUGCGUGUACAAUUGUGUUCACUACGUAUUUAUAUAUAUUACAUAAGUAUACAUAAUGAAAACCAAAUGCAGCAUAUACUCUGGUAUGCAUGCGCAUUAUAUACAUUUAACGGCCGUCUCAUGUACGCACACACGCCCGCGCGUUACCCGCAUUCAAAUGCACAAAGUAAUCACAAUGCGUUUAUGUGUGUGUGUGUGUGUGUGUGUGUGUGUGUAUAAAAAUCGGUGGUCUGUACUUUUUGACUUACUAUAUAGAAUAUACGUGUUCGUUGUUAUAAUUAA
Nasonia vitripennis (jewel wasp) is the source of this 7869-nucleotide messenger RNA. It is a transcript of the gene ear, whose product is annotated as protein AF-9. Lineage: Eukaryota; Metazoa; Arthropoda; Insecta; Hymenoptera; Pteromalidae. The record is from RefSeq and is a predicted model, not a curated record. The transcript has 8 exons. The coding region runs from base 1594 to 3813 and encodes 739 amino acids. Gene Ontology annotation, cellular component: super elongation complex. Gene Ontology annotation, biological process: regulation of DNA-templated transcription.